Molecule: messenger RNA, 672 nt
Organism: Cucumis melo (muskmelon)
Lineage: Eukaryota; Viridiplantae; Streptophyta; Magnoliopsida; Cucurbitales; Cucurbitaceae
Product: CASP-like protein 4A1
Exons: 3
Coding region: 316-657 (113 amino acids)
Source: RefSeq, a predicted model, not a curated record
AUCCGAUCAAGAUUGUCUGGUCUCUCGCUUUCAACGCUACCUCAGAAUCUAAACCGCACAUCCAGAUCCCGAUUACGCCUCCGCCGUCGCCUUCCUCAGAUCUCAAGCACAAGAAAUCGGUCUCCAUAUGCAGGCACUCGAGUUCGGUCCAGACCUGUAGCAGCCAACCGCGCGCAGCCAUCUGAGCCGAUUGUUGUGACGAAGGUGGAUACUGAAAUACAGGGGGUGCGGAAGGUGGAAGAGGUUAGCGAUAGUGAUGGCGAUGGCGAUGUAGAGAGUGCCGAUGGGGGUAAGGUUGGGCGAGGACGGAAGUUGAUGGAGAGUUUAUCGAUUAAGAAAAUUAAGAAGGAGGAAUUGAGGAAGAAGAUCUUGUUAGGGUUUAGAAUUUGUGGAUUUGCCUUCUGUUUGGUCUCGGUUUCGGUUAUGGCUUCUGAUAAGGAUCAGGGCUGGGCUUUGGAUUCAUUCUAUCGCUAUAAGGAAUUCCGGUACUGUAUGGCAGUGAAUGUUAUUGGAUUUGUUUACUCUGCACUUCAAUCCUAUGAUCUUGUCUAUUUUCUCUCUACUGGAAAACACAUGAUCCGUAAUCACUUCAAGCAAUACUUCGAUUUCUUCAUUGAUCAGGCAAGUUUCUAUUUUGGCUUGAAAUUGGGUUUCUGAAUCUCAAUCUUUUUC